ACAAUUCAAAUUUCCAGAAUUACAAUACAGAACUCACGUACAACAAGAUAUCUGCCUUCUAGUUAUGUCAGGUAAUGUAACCGGAUAUUGAUAAGCUAACUUUUCAAAUAUGUGCGGUUUGCCGGUGCCGGAGGUAUUUUAAUAGGUGAUGUAAUGCGGUUCUAGUCAAGAAACAGUGACGAAAGUUGUAAUUGAAUUACAACUUGCCAGUAGUUUCUAAAAAUAAACUACAACUUAUUUAGAUAAGCAGGUGCAUCAUACCCAUGUACUGAAUUGCAUGAAAUGCACCGAAUACCUGUAGAAACAAGAAAAACUUGACAGCGAUAAUUUUAGAUUAGAUACGUCAGGUGUCUAAUACUGUUUCAGAAUUUGGACGUAUUACUUUUAACUUAUUCGUGGGUAUAUAUUUAGCGAAAAAGCAUUAUUUUCAAAUAUUUCCUUCAGUGCAAAAUAAAGCAUUUUUAGUAUUUUAAUCGAAAUCGGCACAAUAGCGCCGCACACUUGUCAACAGUAUUCACGCAGUAAGUAUAUUAUGUUAUUUUAUCAUACACCAAUGUUUGGCAGUUACUUCCAUUUUUCCAAGCAUUUAAAUAUGAAACACUGAAAAGCAAAAUUGUCUAUGUGUUUUGAACAAUAUUUCUAAUAAACAAGAUUCUUUGAGUCACAUUACAUGUCAAUGGCAACCAGUGUCGCCAUAUGCCGAAAAUUACUAUUUCGUGACUUAGCAGAAAACUGAUAGAUCAAUUGAAUGAACCUUUUAGCGAGAGUUGUCAAUCAAGGUAUGUUUUUGCCAAAUGUUCUUUCUUGAUAUACAUGUAAGAGUGAUUUAAAUCAUAUAAGAAUAAAGUAUACUUUUUCUGGCACUAGAAAUUCAUUAAAGUCAAUGAACAUUAUCAAUACCUUCCAAAAAUUUCAUCACAAUAUUUUAGAAAAAACGACAUUGUUGUCCACCGCUUAGUUUUUUUUUUAUGAGUUGUGCUAACAUCACUAACUAACAAAAUAAUAAUGGUAAUUCAAUGUGUCGUCUGCUUGAAUUGGUGAAAAGCAGACAAAAGAUAAUUUACCCUUUUCAGUUUCCAGCAAAAGUAAUACUUUUAACGUAUUGUUAAAGGGGAAAUGACUGUUUGGGAGAUUUGGCUUUGCUUUAUUACAAUGCAUAUAUUCUUUAUGCGAACUUUGUAGUUGAUCGUGUCUUGACGAAGCCGUUAUGUGCGUACCUUGCAUUUAACAAUGUGUGAAGACGCAAGUUAGUUUCUCAGGAAGUCGUGCGACGUCUCGCAUUAGACAUCGAUUUUUUGCUGGCAACUUCAGUGAACGCGACGAUCAAUGAAAAUAUUGUGUUUUGGAAUGAUUGAUACCAGAGGUAUAAUAGUGAUAAUUACUGGUAAAUAUUUUGUAUGAUAAAACGGAAUGAGCGUGGUCAUUAUAAAUGUGGCUUACCCGGAAGCGGGUUCUCUUUUGAAAGUAUAAUAAUACAGGGUGUACUAGGGGGAUGUGUACUGAACUACAAGUCUUUUCUCCUUGUUCAAUAAUACAUAUUUGUAGAUAUUAAUUAUUUGAUUCGAUUUCUAAGCUUUGUAUAAGAAAUGGCUACAAAAUUUUAAGAUGAGUGGGAAUAAAACAGGUGAUUAUUUGCAAAACACCACGUCAACGGUGAAUUUAAUUCGAAGAAAUGUGACGGGAUAUAUUCCACCGACAGCUAGCUAUUUUGAAUGGGUCUUUUGUUACGUUAUGACUGCUAUAUUUCUCGCGUUUACUCUUUAUUUGCUGAUUGCCCUUGGAGUUUAUUGGAUAAAAGAGAAAAAUAAGCAAAAGGGCAAAGCCACUAAUAAUGAAACUGAACGGAAAUCUGGGGGAACAAAAUUCAUUGACAGAAUGUUAGUUCUUUGCAUCAUAUCUAGUAUUUUACGACUUAUCCUUGACUUUUGGAUAGAGAUUUCCUGCAGCGUAUCAAUGAGCAUGAACAUCGGGCUUGCGGCCUUAUGCCUCGCUCUCGUAUACUUGAUACUAUGGAGAAGACAAAGGCUCCUGUACAGACACAAGGUUAUGCUCGUUUUAGCAUCGCCAUUAAUCAAUGUUUUAAGUUGGCUGACACUGGGUUUAAUGAUUAUAGCGAUUAUUUUGAAUUUUGUCUUCUUCAUCUUUCUCGGGAUUGACUACAAUGAAACUAGCAGCUACACAUGCGAAUUUGGAGAAUCAAAUGAUUGGGCAAUCGUAAAAUGGUCUGUCCUUGCUACCUCGACUGUAACAUUUCAGUCAAUACUAGUCGGAUUAUUUGUUUACCCUUUGUGCAACCACGAAAAGAAAAUGCAAGAAUCGAACCUUCAUCGGACUUCAGCCUCUUUGAAACCACUUUUUCGAAGAAUUUUGAUCACAGCGCUGGUAUGCAUGCUGAGCGAUAUUGUUAUGGCAACCGUGGCGUCGCUGGUUGAGAGGCCAACUGGUGAAAUUUAUAGUUUAGUUUACACUAUCGAUAUAAAUGUAAACAUAGUUUCAAUUAUCUGCUCAUUUUCUGAUUGGAAGCAAAGGUUGAUGCCAUUUUGCAAAGACUCUGUCGAUCCCAAAACAGUUAUCGUGUGAUCUAAAUUCCAUAUCUCUCCUUUUUUCUAAGAUUUGUAAUAUAUAUUACGUUUAAACAAUUGACACCCAUUUUUGACAAAGUAUAAUUGUUGA
This is a messenger RNA of Styela clava, 2673 nucleotides long. RefSeq lists its product as uncharacterized. Lineage: Eukaryota; Metazoa; Chordata; Ascidiacea; Stolidobranchia; Styelidae. The record is from RefSeq and is a predicted model, not a curated record.